GUAGAAGGGAAUUUUGCUCAGCACGCGCAGCAGAGCGACACGGCACGCACAGGCCAGGCGGGCGAACAAAUAAUUAUCAUUUCGCUAUCGUGUGGCAGUUUCUUGGGGCCGGUCAAAGUGUCAUCCUCCCGGCCGUUAGCCUGACGAAGAAAGAUGGAAACACACGCGAAAGCGAUCACGGAGCUGCGCGAGAAGUUUUUCAAAAAGCUGGAUGACGAGGGACCACCCGAUUCCAGAGGUUUCCACCCUGCUGAUAUAACCAGAAUAAAGAAUAGUGAUGACUGGCUGAGACGAUUUUUAGAACAUCAUGAGUUCAACGAACAGGAGGCACUCAAUAUGCUUUGGGAAACCUGCACUUGGAGAAGAAAGUUUGGAACAAAUGAUAUCACCGAAGAUAAUAUCAGGAAAGAUUAUUUAGAAGAAGGCGUAGUCUUUGGCUUUAGUAAAGAUAAAGAUGGCAAGAAACUUUUUGUAAUUAAAUCAAAGUUGCAUGUUAAAGGAUUAAGAGAUUUUCCAGAGCUUCAGAGAUGCAUAGUUUAUUGGUUUGAAAGAUUAGAAAGAGAAGGAAAUGGAAAUCAGAUAUCACUUUUUUUUGAUAUGGCAGAAGCUGGACUUUCAAAUAUGGAUAUGGAACUUACCAAGUAUCUCAUUGGUCUAUUCAAAUCUUAUUACCCAAAUUUUUUAAAUUACAUCAUUAUUUUUGAGAUGGCCUGGAUUUUAAAUGCAACUUUUAAAAUAAUAAAAUCAUGGUUACCCGCUAAAGCUAUUCCGAAGAUUAAGUUUGUUAAUAAAUCCAACUUGAAGGACUUUGUCAAUGCAAACGAUGCGAUGAAAUGUUGGGGAGGUAAUAAUGAUUAUACCUUUAAGUUUGUCUCUGACGAGCAAACGAGUGGAGAUGGCGUAAUGAAUGGCAAGCUGGAUAAUAAAAAGGUCCACUUUGUAGACAAUUCACCACUCACGGAGCAAAGUCCGACUAGUAUUGGAGAUCAGAUUAAUGAAGAACAAUUGUUAUCCAUAGAACCCUCAGAAGUAAUUACAUUUAAUAGAGAUGGGAAUGAUAUCACUGGGACAAUUACGCUUACAAAUAUUAAAACUGACAAGUCUCUAUCUUAUAAGAUAAAGACAACGUCGCCUGAGAAAUUUAGAGUACGGCCAAGUUCGGGAGUUCUGCAACCGUCUGAACAAAGAAAUGUUACGGUUGUACUGCAACCUGGUUAUAAUGUACGCGGUCUAUUGUACAACGAUCGAUUUCUAGUCAUGUGCCUCCCAUUAAAAAAUGCAACUGCUACAGCGCAGGAAUUGAGUGCACUCUGGAAGUCUGAAAAGGCGACAGAGAUGCAUCGAUUGCGAUGUUGCGACGGUACUAUCGAAAAUAACGAAAUACAAAAAUCUCAUUCUGCGCUAACUUCCACAGUAGCAGGAAAUGAUCGUAUUGAUGCAUUUUCUUCUAAGAUAAACCAUUUAGAAAAAUAUAACAGCAAAAUAUACAGCGAGAUUGUUAUUGUAAAAUAUAUGCUUUUAGUUUCCAUAAUAUUGACCAUUUUAAUGGCAAUGUUUAUGGGCUAUAUUUUACAAGUAGAUAUUAAAAAUUUGGUGGAUCAACAAGAAUGUCGGUUUUCUCGUGAUUAAAACAUGUUUGAAAGUACGUAUUUGUAAUAAGAACAACUUUGAUAUAUUAGAAAAAUAUUUAAAAAAAUCUUUAAAUUGAAUCUAUAAUCAUGCAAAGAUAUUAUCUUCUAUUACAUAAUAAUUAACAUGUUAAAGUUUUUAUACAUUUUCUGUUCUUCCAAAAGAAAAUAUUUAUAGAUGUUUAUUUUGUGUAACUUUAGAAAUUAAUUAUAUACUAUGUUAUGUCAUUUUUUUAUAUGUACAUACAUACAUAUAUAUAUGUACAAAUAUACAUGUAUAUACAUAUAUGCAUGUAUACACGUGUAAUUAUCAUCUAAUAAGUUACCAUGUGGUGUUUUGUAAUGCAAGGUAUGCAGAAGUACAGUAUAUUGUAAAAUUAUAUUAAAACUGCUAUUUUUAUACAUAUUCUAUGAAAUAUCCUGAUUAUAUUAAACUCGUGGAUUGAUAUAUAGGCAUAAA
Solenopsis invicta (red fire ant) is the source of this 2088-nucleotide messenger RNA. Its product is annotated as motile sperm domain-containing protein 2. NCBI's taxonomy places the organism in Eukaryota, Metazoa, Arthropoda, Insecta, Hymenoptera, Formicidae. The transcript is spliced from 9 exons. The coding region runs from base 154 to 1629 and encodes 491 amino acids. The record is from RefSeq and is a predicted model, not a curated record.